Molecule: messenger RNA, 5136 nt
Organism: Toxotes jaculatrix (banded archerfish)
Lineage: Eukaryota; Metazoa; Chordata; Actinopteri; Toxotidae
Gene: lrrc7
Product: leucine rich repeat containing 7
Exons: 33
Coding region: 1-5136 (1711 amino acids)
Biological process (GO): neurotransmitter receptor transport, endosome to postsynaptic membrane; neurotransmitter receptor transport postsynaptic membrane to endosome
Cellular component (GO): postsynaptic density; postsynaptic membrane; adherens junction
Molecular function (GO): protein binding
Source: RefSeq, a predicted model, not a curated record
AUGGAGGCCCCACCUCGCAACUUACAGGACUUAAAGGAUCUGCUGCUAAUAUCUUGGUGCCAGAUACCACAGCACACCUUCAGGGGUCUAGUGGAGUCCAUGCCUCGAUGGGUCAGGGCUAUUUUGGCAGCAAAAGUGCAGUGUCUGGAAAUGACCACUAAGCGGAAGCUGAUUGGCCGGCUGGUGCCGUGCCGUUGUUUCCGUGGUGAAGAGGAAGUGAUCUCAGUGUUGGACUACUCCCACUGCAGCCUGCAGCAGGUCCCCAAAGAAAUCUUCAGCUUUGAGAGAACUCUGGAGGAGCUCUACCUAGAUGCCAACCAGAUUGAGGAGCUGCCCAAGCAACUCUUCAACUGCCAGGCCUUGAAGAAGCUGAGCAUGCCUGAUAACGACCUGUCCAACCUGCCCACCACCAUUGCCAGCCUGGUUAACCUCAAAGAGCUGGACAUCAGUAAAAAUGGUAUCCAGGAGUUUCCAGACAAUAUAAAAUGCUGUAAAGGUCUGUCUGUGGUGGAGGCCAGUGUUAACCCUAUCACCAAACUCCCAGAUGGUUUUACGCAGCUCCUGAAUCUGACCCAGCUCUUCUUAAAUGAUGCCUUCCUGGAGUAUCUGCCGGCUAACUUUGGCAGACUUUCCAAACUACGGAUCCUUGAGCUGAGAGAGAACCACCUGAAAACCAUGCCAAAGUCCAUCCACAGACUGUCGCAGUUGGAGAGGUUGGAUCUGGGUAGCAAUGAAUUCUCUGAACUGCCAGAGGUGUUGGAACAAAUCCACAACUUAAAGGAGCUAUGGCUGGAUAACAACUCUCUACAGUCUAUACCAGGGUCAAUAGGGAAGCUUCGUCAGUUGCGAUACUUGGACUUAGCUAAGAAUCGUAUUGAGACAUUGGACACAGAAAUUUCGGGCUGUGAGGCCUUGGAAGACCUGCUGCUAUCUUCCAACAUGUUGCAGCACCUCCCUGACUCUAUAGGAAUGCUGAAGAAACUUACAACACUGAAGGUAGAUGACAACCAGCUGACCUCACUGCCUAACACCAUCGGAAGUAUUGAUAGAUUUUGGAAGAAAGACAACCCAAAAAAGGGCUACAUUAACAGAAAUAUUAAAUUCCAUCAGUUUGGUCUGUCUCUGCUGGAGGAGUUGGACUGUAGUUGUAACGAGUUGGAGUCGUUGCCUCCCACCAUUGGCUACUUGCACAGCCUGAGGACCUUCGCUGCCGAUGAGAACUUCCUCACAGAGUUGCCCCGGGAGAUCGGGAACUGUAAGAACGUGACGGUAAUGUCGCUGCGGUCCAACAAACUGGAGUUUCUUCCUGAUGAGAUCGGACAGAUGACCAAACUACGAGUCCUUAACCUUAGUGACAACAGGUUAAAGAAUCUUCCGUUUACCUUCACUAAGCUGAAGGACCUGGCAGCUCUGUGGCUUUCUGACAAUCAGUCCAAAGCUCUGAUCCCUCUGCAGACAGAAGCCCACCCAGAAACCAAACAGAAGGUUUUGACCAACUACAUGUUUCCUCAGCAACCGCGACAUGAUGAGGAUUACCAGUCGGACAGCGACAGCUUUAAUCCUACUCUGUGGGAGGAGCAGAGACAGCAGAGAAUGACUGUGGCCUUCGACUUUGAGGACAAGAAAGAAGAGGAGGACAACUCUGGGAAGGUCAAGGUGGAGAUAAACCUAAAGCGCUACCCAACACCCUACCCUGAGGACCUUAAGAACAUGGUCAAGUCAGUGCAAAGCCUUGUGGGCAAAAGUGUGCACACUGGACAUGGGCACCAGCACCAGCUGAGCACAGGCACUGCCACCUCGGCAGGAACCAACAUGGAACACACGCACCUCAGCAAAGAGCAGUAUGAACCACCGUGGCCCCUACCACCUAAAGAGGUGACGGACAGAGAGAUGCAGGACUUCUCUCAGUCUCAGCUAAUGGAUCAGGGAUCGAUGCAUAACUCUGGCAUUGACAUUCCCAAGAGGAAAGAUAAAGAGGAUCUGACAGAGAGCUCAGAGGACUCGAUGGGCGGCUCCCCCAAUGACAUCCGUAUCUCUGACAUGAGGCCCACUCUAGUGGAGCCACCGAUGUACAAACCAAAGGUGGUACUGCUGGGCAAAGACAAGAAAGAAUCUACAGAUGAGGAGAUGGAUAAGCUCCAUUGUCUGAACCACAGCGGUUCCUCAGCCACCUACUCCGACUAUUCUCCCUCACAGGGCUCCUCUGGCUCGUCCAACCCGCCUGCCAAUGCACACUCACACACACUCUCUCACAUACACCCUCACGCUCCUGCCCUGCCGGCCCCCAGCAAGGACCAGGCCCCUCAGACACACUGGACCAACAGACUGGCUCAGUCGUUCCCUAAGCCUAUUGACUCCAAGCCCCUGCUAUCUCAGAGAGAAACCCCUCCAUCAGGAACCCUGCAGCAGCGUGGGGAUCGACGCCCACUCAGUGAGCCUUUUGACUGGUCUGAGGCUCCUCACUACGACAACACAGGUUUUGAUGCUGAGGAGUCUCCUCUGGACCCUCCAUCAUCUACUUCAAGUCAGGGAAACCCUCUGCUGGGCUCCAAGCCUCGCAGCCAGUCCACACACGGGCGCCGCCCACUCCUCAGGCAAGAGCGAAUCGUAGGAGUUCCUCUGGAACUGGACACCCAAACGCUCCCCUUCCACAGCAACCAACGCUCGACCCCAGACAAUGACCAAUCCUCCGGAGCUCCCCAGAAUCCUUGGCAGAAUUGGACCCGAACCCCCAGCCCGUUAGAGGACAGAACUGCUUUUCCUUCCAAGCUUGACCUGACACCUACCUCCAGUCCCAACCCUGACCGCAAGGAUAUGGACUCAAGGCUGGAACAAGGAGCUGGGCCUUUGCCUGGCAGCUGGACGUACCACAACAAUCAGGGGGAACAGAACAGGAAGGAUCAGCUCAGUGUCAGCGGGGGCAACAAGGUGACAGUGGUAAUGAGUAAAAGCUCAGACCGUCUGUCCCCCAUGAUGAAAGAGACGAGGUCCAAGUUUAAGAAGUCACAGAGCAUUGAUGAGAUUGAUAUUGGCUCCUACAAGGUCUACAGUAUUCCCAUGGACAGCUACAGUUCAUCCAUUGAGCAGCAGACCAGUUUGGAUCGUCCAGAGCUGCCUGGUUCUAUGGAGCAGACCAGCAUGGCUCGAUCACAGUCUGCCCCCAUGUUAGACGAUGAGAUGGGCUUCCCAGGACACGGCAACCAGGGCCAGCCAGGACAGAACCAAAAACCUGCCAUCCCACAGAAAGCCUACCACUUCGACCAGAACUACAAUCCCCAGGUUACCAUGGACCGCCGCGUUCCUCCCCCCUUCCCCAACACACCAGAUUAUGUCAACCACGCAUCGAAGGCCUUGGAGUACAUAAAUCAACCAGGCAAGACAUUACCCAAGGAGUUGGUGAGCCCUCGGUAUCGUGCAUAUCCACCACUGGAGAUGUUUUCAUUCCCCCAGUCGCCAGUCAACCAUGAUGGUCCACCCAGCCAGCAGCAGCAGCCAGUCCCAACACAGCGCUCCAGGCCAGGGUUUCUGAGGAGAGCAGAUUCAUUGGUGAGCUCCACAGAGCUUGCUUUGUUCCGCAGAGUCCAUGAAGCCCAACAGGAGGCGCUGCAGGAGACUCAGUACAGACAGCAGGCGGACCCCCCUCUUUACGGUCGGGCUCUUGCCUACUCCUCCCCCAUGGAGCACUCUGCUCUCACCAACAUGGCCGACAGCCAGAGCCAGAUGCUGCACAACAAGAGAAAUGGUCGCUAUGAUGAUGACUAUCCCACCUACCAGGAACAGAAGAAGCCCAUGAUUGGUUAUCCAACCAAGAGCCUGACUCAGCGCCGUCCCCUGUCUGCCAGGAGCUACAGCACUGAGACCUACGGAGCAUCUCAGGCCCGUCCAGUGUCAGCUCGUCCCACCAUGGCCGCCCUGCUGGAGAAGAUGCCCCCUGACUACACCCUGGCAACCUGCCCUGAGAAACCAGCUGACGACACCAUCAAAGUAAGACCUGUCGUACCCCAGAAACCUGAAGACAUCACCUCCAAGAUGCCUGCUGAUUGGCGGCAACAGCUCCUCAGGCACAUAGAGGCCAAACGAUUGGACAGGAGUGGUGUCCUAAAGCACAACACGCUCACGCUGGGCAUGCUCUGUCAGGGCGGGGGUCACGGCCAGGGGCGCAGCAGCACUUUGAACUUUAACCUUUACAAUAACACUAAGCAUGAGCCCCCUUCUGGCCGCUGGCUGCCACUACCUCCUCCUCCGCCUGCUAACGCUACCCCCUCUCAGCAGGCUGCCAUGCUAGAUAAUGACCAGGAGGGGCUGUCAGGGAGCAACCAGUGGGCUCCCUACUCACUCGGCAGGAGGGACGUCCCACCUGACAACCUCAUGAAAAAGAGCGCCCACUCACACAACCCUUCCCACCAAUCACACAACACCAUGAUCGUCACAUCCACUUCUUCCUCCUCGGCCACUACGCCUCAUCGCGUGGUCGGGCAGCAGGGCUACGACGGGAUGAUGAACAAGGGGGGCCAGUACCAACCAGGGAUGCCCCUGUCAGUGGUUCCCUCUGGGGGGCCUGGGCAGUACCAAGGCAACAUGUCUCAAGCCCUCCCCGCCCCUGGUCAGGGUUACCCCAACACCGGCCUACCCAUGGCCUUGUCCCCAUCUGGGAACCAGCCCCAGUACAACCCCCAUACCUCCCACUCUUCCCAUCAGCCCUCCCUUCCCGCCACCAACCCCCAGUACCACAGCAACCAGGGCAUGGUCCAUAGCAACCAGGUUGUCAUGGCCACCCACACCAACCCACGGCCUCAGAGUGCUCGCUGCCUGUUACAGACUAAAGGCCAGAAGAGCACAGACGGUUUCCAGGAACAGUUGUGUGUGAGAAUAGAGAAGAACCCUGGUCUUGGUUUCAGUAUCUCUGGUGGCAUCAGUGGCCAGGGGAACCCCUUCAAACCCUCCGACAUGGGUAUCUUUGUUACUAGGGUACAGCAUGACGGGCCCGCCGCCUCUGCCCUGCAGCCUGGAGACAAGAUACUGCAGGCUAACGGACAUAGUUUUUUACACAUGGAGCAUGAGACAGCCGUCUCUCUGCUGAAGAGUUUCCAGCGGACGGUGGACUUGGUGGUUCUGAGAGACAGCAGCAUGCGCUAA